AUGGAUAGGAAAGAGAUUGCUGCUUCUCAGCAUGAUAGCAGUGGCAGAGCUUCUCUAUCAUGUGGUGGCAUUGCACCGAGUCCUUCUGGAUUGCUGGCAUCGGAGGUCUUUGUAGUGAAUUCCACUACAUCAGAGUUUAGGCAUCGAAAAGUGGCUGUUGGGAGUGGAGGCAUCGGAGAAACCACUAUUGGGAAUGGAAGUAGUUCACCACCGACUAUAGCGAAUUCGAGCGACGUCGAUCUCAGAGUACCACCGUGGCUAGACGUUGUGAGUGGUCGUUACAGUGUAGUAGCAUCAUGCGACGCUAUAGAUGUGUUAACCUCAGCUCAUGACAACGAUCGGUAUGGGAAGUUGAUUAUUGAGGAAAGCGGGGUGGGCCCUCUAUUGAAGUUGGUGAAUGAAGUGAAUUCCACUACAUCAGAGCUUAGGCAUCAAAAAGUGGCUGUUGGGAGUGGAGGCAUCGGAGAAACCGCUAUUGGGAGUGGAAGUAGUUCACCACCGGCUAUAGCGAAUUUGAGCGACGCCGAUCUCAGAGUGCCACCGUGGCUAGACGUUGUAAGUGGUCGUUACAGUGUAGUAGCAUCAUGCGACGCUGUAUGA
This is a messenger RNA of Fraxinus pennsylvanica, 600 nucleotides long. The record is from the annotation of a GenBank genome assembly. Lineage: Eukaryota; Viridiplantae; Streptophyta; Magnoliopsida; Lamiales; Oleaceae.